GCGCUUGCGACGUGCGAUUCACCGGUGGCGGUUUUCGAAUGUCCGUGCAUCAAGUCCCGACUAAAUAAUCUGAUUUGCGUCGAUUAAACUAUCUGAUUGGCUGGAAACACGUGCAUACUCAACUAAGUGGUUGUGUUGGGAGUGUGGGGAAUAAAAUUUGUUUAAAUUAGAAGGAUUUCUCAGUUUCCCGGGCCCAGGUGUCACUGUAAACAAUCGCUUGAGAGGUUAGUGAAAAUGCCAAAGGUUUUGGAGGUUUGUGUUGAUAGUUUGGAGUCGGCAGUGGCCGCUCUGAAUGGGGGCGCUGAUCGCCUGGAAUUGUGCUGCUCGCUCAUAGAGGGCGGGCUCACUCCUACGCCCGGACUAUUGAUUCAAAUUCAAAAUAUGAACCCCAGAAAAGUACCGGUUUACUGUCUACUGCGAUGUCGGCCUGGCCACUUCGUCUACACCCCGGAGGAAAUCGAAAUAAUGAAGGAAGAUGCGAAAAUCCUACGUCGAAGUGGGGCCAACGGUUUCGUAUUUGGGGCGCUGGCCGAUAAUGGGGACGUCGACAUGAAGAUUUGCAGGGAAAUCAUCAAAAUCUGCCACCCCUUGCCACUGACCUUCCACCGGGCGUUCGAUUUCGUCAGAAGACCCACCAUCGAAGUGGAGGUUAUUAUCGACUUGGGCUUUGAGCGGAUCCUGACCAGCGGCAAGCAGCAAACAGCGCAAAUGGGAGUGAAACUGAUCCGAAAGUUGAUCGAACAGGCUGGAACGCGCAUCAGCUUAAUGCCGGGCGGUGGCAUCAAUAAGGACAACGUGCGGUUCAUUCUGGAAAACACCGAGGCCGAAGAGAUCCAUGGCUCUUUCAAGAAGCUGAAAGAGCAGAAGGGCGACAAGGCGGAUGAAGCUGAGGUGAAACUCUCGGAGGAAAAUGUCCCGGUUUUCGUCACAGAUGAAGAAUCCGUUGCUGAGAUCCUCAACAUUUUGAAGACUGUUGAUUUGUAAUUUUUCGAAAGUUUUUCCGAAUAUUUUAUUUUCCUGUCCAUUCACAUGCAGUUAAAUGUGGACAUAAUAUAUGUUUACUGUAAUUAAGUUA
Molecule: messenger RNA, 1075 nt
Organism: Dendroctonus ponderosae (mountain pine beetle)
Lineage: Eukaryota; Metazoa; Arthropoda; Insecta; Coleoptera; Curculionidae
Product: copper homeostasis protein cutC homolog
Exons: 1
Coding region: 235-984 (249 amino acids)
Molecular function (GO): copper ion binding
Source: RefSeq, a predicted model, not a curated record